Babesia sp. Xinjiang is the source of this 1179-nucleotide messenger RNA. Its product is annotated as Protein DJ-1 -like protein B. Gene Ontology annotation, molecular function: protein deglycase activity. The record is from RefSeq and is a predicted model, not a curated record. Gene Ontology annotation, biological process: protein deglycation, glyoxal removal; guanine deglycation, glyoxal removal. Gene Ontology annotation, cellular component: nucleus; cytosol. Bases 1 to 1179 code for a protein of 392 amino acids. NCBI's taxonomy places the organism in Eukaryota, Apicomplexa, Aconoidasida, Piroplasmida, Babesiidae. The transcript is spliced from 8 exons.
AUGAGGCUCCUUCAGGUGCCUACUUGCCUCGCCAUUAUCGCAGCACCUUACUGGAUUCUGUGCAAGCAGACUUCUCUAUCGGAAAAUGUGAACACUGGGUGGAUAAUGAUGCGAUCAUUAGGUUACUACAUUAUGGCCAACGCUGUGAAGGUGUUUGUGUUGGCUACAGGUAUCCCGGAACUGAUCGGUAAAUACAUUUUAAAUGAGGACAUUGUCAUGGCUGUGCUCAACUCUGCCCUGUAUCUUGGAUUACUGCUGCCUCUUAAGGGAAAAGUAAAUGCCAACACAAAUGUCAGCGAUAUUAUUUUGGCUAUCGGACUAGGGUGGUCUCUUCCUAAGAAUAUUGGUCAGAGUCUGUUUCAUGUUGUAUCUACCCUGCGGCAUCCUGACGAUACAAACUUGUUGUUGUAUGAAGCGCUACAAACAAACUUGCAUGUCCUGGUAUCAAUCGAGUAUACUGCAUUACUGUUCCUCUGGCGGCGCGAGAGAUCAAUAAAGAUGGUAUAUGCUGUGAUGAUCUUCAUAUUAAUGUUAAUCUGUCCGGUCAUGUCAACAUUCAACACGAUUGUCGAAAAUGACGUCGAAUUGAAGAACUUUGCCUUCUUGGCGAUACAAGCUAUUUUAGCUUUAUUUUGGGGAAUGUUGGCCAACGGCUCUGAGGAUAUCGAAUUCGUUACUGUAGUAGACGUAUUACGUCGUGCAGGUGUGACUGUAACGGUGGCCUCAGUACACAGCCAUAAGGAUGUGGUAAUGGCCCAUGGAACAAAGAUUGUCUCUGAUGUUGUGAUAGAUGAAGUUUCUAGCGAGACUUUCGACUUGAUCGUUGUUCCUGGCGGUCUUCCAGGAUCCAACUCAUGUGCAGAAUGCGCUACCUUAAUCAAAAUGCUAAACGAGCAGAAGGAUGGUAACCGUUACUAUGCUGCCAUCUGUGCAGCUCCUGCCGUGGUAUUUGCUGCUGGUGGUAUCCUUGAUAAGGAAACUGCUGCUGUGGCUUACCCAGGUUUUGAAGAUGCCCUUCCUAAGGUUGGAUCAGGCCGCGUUUGUGUUUCUGGGAAGUGUGUCACAUCCAAGGCACCCGGUACUGCCAUGGAAUUUGCUUUGAAAUUGGUUGAGUUGCUCUGUGGUCCACAGAAGAAGGAGCAGCUCAAGGUAGGGAUGUUAGUCCAUGCUGAAAUCUGA